GCUUUAACACAAACUUCGCUCUAAUGCAACUCCGAGUGCAUCCGACUAUGGAUUGUAGCGGCCGUUCAAAUAAUAAUAUUGAGCGCGAUUCCGAUUUGGGUGACGAUUUGUCCCACGGUGAUCGUACGGAUGACGAGAUGCGCGACUGUGAUUCCGUUGACGGUGAGCAUCAUCAGCUGAGCGCCAAGGCGGCAAUUGCAGCCCGGCUCAGUCACACAGUUGCCGGCGGCGCUGGCCUCAACUUUGCCAGUCCAGAGCAGCAAACAGAUCUGCCACUCAGCCAUCAUCAUCAGCUGCCGCCGAAUCAUCCGCUCAACGCCCUGGGCAGCUUUAUGAGCAUCGGCGGCCUACACAGCAUUCCAAAUCUGCAGCACAGCGAUGUCCUCGAGAAGCUCAAGAUGCAAGUGCGCGACAUGAAAGUUGGCCUCAUGGAGCAGGACUAUGCAGCGGCGGCACAUGCCGCAGCCUUUGGCGCCAACAUGCUGCCCACAACGAUCAGUACGGCUUUUCCGCUGCCGCACAAUUCGGUGGCAGCGGCUGCGGCAGCUGCAUCCUUUGGCCAUGCCACAAAUGUGAAUGCCAAUCCGGUGCCGACAGCCAACAAUGGCGCCAGCUACAAUGGUGGGCCCAGCGGUGGACAUGGAACAGGAGCACCUGCUAGCGUUGGCAACAGUGGCGGCACAGGAGCAGGAGGUGCUGGCGGCAAUAGCAGUGGUGUUAACAACAACAACAACAAUAACAAUAGCAACAACAACAACAACAACAACAAUAACGGUGCCGGCAAUGGUCAUCCCUUUUCAUUUGCAUCGCCAACAGCGCCGAGCAGCACCAAAGAAGCGCGCCACUUUGCAGCUAAUUCCGCAUCAAAUUCAUCGACGUCCAGCGAGGCAUCCAAUUCAUCGCAGCAGAAUAAUGGCUGGAGCUUUGAAGAGCAGUACAAACAAGUCAGACAGCUCUACGAAAUCAAUGAUGAUCCCAAGCGCAAGGAGUUUCUCGAUGAUUUGUUUUCGUUUAUGCAAAAGCGAGGCACGCCCAUCAACCGCCUGCCCAUAAUGGCCAAAUCGGUGCUGGAUCUGUAUGAGCUAUAUAAUCUGGUGAUAGCACGCGGCGGCCUCGUCGAUGUCAUCAACAAGAAGCUCUGGCAGGAGAUUAUCAAGGGACUGCAUCUGCCAUCGAGCAUCACCAGUGCGGCAUUCACCCUGCGCACCCAAUACAUGAAGUAUUUGUACCCCUACGAGUGCGAGAAGAAGAACCUCAGCACUCCCGCCGAACUGCAGGCGGCCAUCGAUGGCAAUCGUCGCGAAGGACGUCGCUCCAGCUACGGCCAAUACGAGGCCAUGCACAAUCAGAUGCCACUGACAACAAUUUCGCGACCACCGUUGCCUGGGGGCAUGCAACAGAUGUCGCCGUUGGCGCUGGUCACACACGCGGCGGCUGCGAACAAUCAGCAGGCGCAGGCAGCGGCCGCAGCGGCAGCAGCACAUCGACGGCUGAUGGGCGGACCGGCCUUUGGCCAGAUGCCGAAUCUGGUGACGCAGGAGAUUGAGAAUCGCAUGAUGGAGUAUCUGCAGCUCAUACAGGCCAAGAAGGAGCAGCAGCAGCAGCAACAGAAUGCGCCAGUUUUGGGCGCCACACAUCCCCACCAGCAGCAGCAGCAGCAGCAACAACAAUCGCUGCACCAUCACCAACAACAACAACAACAACAGCAGCAGCAGCGACAGCGCUCACAAAGCCCCGAGCUGAGCACACGUGAUGCGCUGAGUGCACAGGUGGCGCUUUGGCAUAUGUACCACAAUAGCAGUCCAACCGGUUCGGCGCACACCUCACCACAGCAACGCGAAGCCUUGAACCUUUCCGAUUCGCCGCCAACUUUGAAUUUGAAUCACAUAAAACGGGAAAGAGAACGCGAUCCGACGCCAGAACCAACGGAUCUGGAGGAAACGGUACUUCAGCCGCCGCCGGCGAAACGUGUGGGCAGUGGCCUAAUGCCGCCCGGUUUUCCCGCCAACUUUUACUUGAAUCCACACAAUAUGGCCGCUGUGGCAGCCGCCGCCGGUUUUCAUCACCAGGCCGCCAACAAUCAUCAUCAUCAUCAGCAGCAGCAGCAGCAGCAACAGCAACAGUCGCAGCAGCAGGAUGCUGUGUCUGAGGGUGAACCAGAGGAUGAGUAUGGCAAUGGGGAGCAUAACACCACCGGCAACUCAUCGUCGCUGCAAGAUGAAAGUGAGCCACAGCAGCUGAAUGGACACCACCUGCACCAUCAUCAUCAUGAUCAUAACGAUCUGCAUCAUGAUCUGCAUCAUGAGCAUCAUCAUCAUCAUCAGAAUCAUCUGGACAAGUCGGAUGACUCGGCCAUUGAGAACUCACCCAGCACAUCGACAACGACAACAACAACAUCAUCAUCCACAUCCAAAUCGCAUCGUCACAGCUCGCCGGUGUCCACAAAAAAGAAGAGCAGUGUCAACUGCAACAGCAGCAGCAACAACAGCAACAACAACAACAACAGCAACAAGACGCAGUCCUUGUCGUGUGCGAAGGAUGCCGGCAACAACAACAGCAUCAGCAGCAGCAGUGCCAACGAUGCCAAACUGAAUCCCCUCGAGACGCUCAGCCUGCUCUCGGGCAUGCAGUUUCAAGUGGCACGCAACGGCACCAAUGCAAAUGGCGAGCAGCAGUUGAUUGUCAAUCUCGAGCUAAAUGGCAUUAAGUACUCGGGUGUGCUGGUGGCAGCAAACCAAGCAGCAGCAGCUGCAGCAGCAGCAGCCAAGCCAGAAACAGGAGCAGGCACUGAGCGGCAGCAGGCAGAGACGCCAAUUGCUGCUGCUGCGGCUGCUGCUGUUGAGGAGCCAGCAGUGAGGAGCAGCAGCAGCAGCAGCAGCAUUGAUGAUGAGCUCAAGCAUGAAAACAGCCAGGAACUUGGCCAGAACGAGGCAACCGAUGAGGAAACAAUGCAGGAACAGCAACAACAACAACAGCAGCAGCAGCAGCAACAACAACAACUCACAGAUGAGAUUGUGAAUGGUGCAGGAAUUGGGGGGGUUGGUGUCGGGGUCAGCGGUGCAGUGGGUGCAAGUCUGCUUAAGGAUGCUGUGGUCAGUUCAUAGAGUGCCGACAAGAUAUGCAUAUGAAAAGGAAUACCAAAGUCAUAUUUUUCAGAAAAAUAAAAAAUCAAAUACAACAACAAAAUACACACACACACACACACACAGAAAAUACACACAUACACACACGUGUGUGUGUGUGAGUUGGAACUCGUUAGCCUGGCUAAGACAAAAGUGCAUCCAGCAUUUGGCAGCUGCACCCACAAACAUGCCCAUAAAUAAGCAAACAAACAUAUUGUUUAUAUAUAUAUAUAUAUGUAUACAUAUAUAGCAUAUAUAUAUACCAUAUAAUAUAUAUAUAUAUAGAUCGUGUAGCAUGUUCAAUUUCCACAUUUUGCAUAAAAGACAAGCUUUCGAGCAUUGUAUUUAAUUUAAUAGUAUCUAGUUUCUAAGCAGCUGCAACAAUUAAAUAAAAUAUACAAUAUACACACACAUACAUACAUAUAUAUAUAUAUAUAUAUAUAUAUAUUGAUUAGUUGUUAGGGUACCUAAGGUCAUGCCCCACGCCUACCGCCCACCCCUCGGUAUAUGAAGUUUGUGUUUUUUUUUAGCGAGCAAUUUUUGUUUGUUUCAUUUUUAUUAUUAUGAUUUUUUCUUCUCAAAAAUUGUCUUUUAGGCUAUAAAGCUUGUGUACAUAUCAAUAAUUGCUAUGUAGUAGUAAAUAUCUAUAUACAGACACAUAUAUAUAUACUUUAUGUAAUUCUAAGU
Molecule: messenger RNA, 3809 nt
Organism: Drosophila grimshawi
Lineage: Eukaryota; Metazoa; Arthropoda; Insecta; Diptera; Drosophilidae
Gene: retn
Product: protein dead ringer
Exons: 11
Coding region: 24-3104 (1026 amino acids)
Biological process (GO): regulation of transcription by RNA polymerase II
Cellular component (GO): nucleus
Molecular function (GO): DNA binding
Source: RefSeq, a predicted model, not a curated record